CCCACAGCUCUCCAUCAUCUCUUCCAUUGACAUGCCUCAACACGAUGGUUAACAACUCUCGGACCCAGUCUUUCGAUGAUCAGGUGCACACCGGAUUUUGGAUCAACCACGUGAAAGGCCCAACAUAUGGCGCCACACUGACACUCAACCAGCAGGCUGGAAACUUCUUGAUUGCGUUCUUGGCUCUGUAUGUGGGCGUCACUGGGCAGAGCUUCUGGACUAUUGCGCGUUUUCUUCUGCACAAGCACCUGUCUUCCAAGUCCCGAUCGGACGGCGUGUAUCAUCAACAGCAGGCGAUAUUACGCAACUCGAAAACCGCGCCAGGCGCCGUGCAAGACACACUAACGCUUCUGAUUGCCUGGAGAAAAAGAAGUCGAGGUUUAAUUCGUCGCUUAUUACCUGUAUGGAUAGUUGCAUCUGUUAUUUCGGCGGGUUUUGCAGUUGCUGGUGUUUUUUCUUCGCAGAUCACCGCGAAUCAGUCUAAUGAAGUCUUGCUUCUUGGACCCGAAUGUGGAAAGUCUCUGGACAACCAAGAUAGCUCCAACGCAGUAUCCUCCGGACUAGUCAGGUAUCGGAACGAAAUGUUCUUGGAAUAUCUAAACUACGCUUUUGCAUGCUACCAAGACCGGCAAAGAACACAAUCAGCAUGCCAGAUAUACACGAAACCAAAGCUCCAUUACAAGGUCGAUCGCAAUGCAACAUGUCCAUUCCAAGACACUAUAUGUCAAAAAUCAUCGAACAAUCUUUAUAUAGAUUCUGGAUACCUGGAUAGUUGGGGAGACCUUGGAAUCAAUGCAGAGCCACGAUUUCAGGUUCGCCUCACUCAACAUUGCGCCCCUUUGGUAACCGAUGGAUAUAAGUCCAAAUACAUUAGCCCAUCAGAUCCAUUGAAGACAUUCAUGCGGUAUAGUUACCUUCACAACGACACGAUCACCAACUCUACUUCCGACAUCAUGGACUGGCGCAUCUUUUUAGUGCCCCUGAAAGAUGAAUUUGAUGAAGUCGCGCGCUACUGGUCGGACUCCGUUGCUCAAGAUUACAGAACGCGCUCGAUACAAGCCAACGAUAUAUAUGGAGACUCGACGUUUGUUGCGGAUCUGAACCGAACAGACGCUUUCGUUGCGUUGAUGUUUCUCGACUCAACUGAUGUCCUCUCCCGCGAGAAGGUCGAAGACCCUUGGUUUGCCCAUACUGUCAACGCAUCGCAACGCCAAUAUGAGUUCUUUGGAUCAGAUUCUCUCUACUUGUCAGAUGAGCCAGCAACGGUCAUUGGGUGCGCUGCCCAAGUUUUCUAUUGCAAUCCCAAGAUUACAGAUCCCCAAAGGCGCUGCAUAAAUUAUUUUGUGACAGAAGCAUCUGAUAUAGGCUUUUCGGCAUUGUGGCCGGAGGAGAGCGAUCUCAAAGCAUUCAAUGGUUAUAUUGCGACCAAUAACGUCAUGAUCGCAACCCCCGACUCUUUCUACAACACACCAGGUUUACCUAAUCUUCUGGCAAGACUCACAAUGGACAAUAGUAUACAAUGGGAUCAUUUUGCGCCGGAUCGAUGGAAAGAAGAAAUGGAGUUUCUUGCUCAAGCCUCACUUGCGUCGUUCCAGUCUAAUGUGCCUCAAGCAACACAAAAUGGAGUCUGGUACAUGAAUCGGACGCUUUGCGAUAGCGAUACGGAAACCGGACUGUGCGAAAAGCUGUGUCGGAAUCAGAAAGUCCGAAGCUCAGAGUAUUACUCGUUUAACGUCCUCGGCAUGUCCAUCAUCAUCUUCGUGGGCGUAUUCCUUAUGGUUGUCGGGGCUUUCAUCGAAAACAUAGCUACUACCAUCGGCAACACUUUCAGUCGCGAUAAGCAACAUAACCCCCCGUACAGCCGGCUAGAAUGGGAGAGUAACUCUUUCCUGGACUUACAGCGGCUUGCGCACCAAGCCCUCGGAGUGGGAAACUGGACCCGGAGCAGGACUGGCAUUCCGAUCACAGCACCUGGAGAACAGCUGGGCGUUUUAGAUUCUGCCGGACAGUCGAAGCUUCCUAUUCUGAAACGGCCGAGAAUAAAAGAGGAGCUUCAAGAUCUGGUUAGCCGAUCAGGUCAUCAACGGUCCUCUUCGGCAGGCCAUGUUAUGGGACCAGAAUACGUGGACUCAUUUCAUAGUCCCUUUGACUACGCGAAGCACAGAAGAUCGGACAAUGGCGCCCCAAACGAGGACUCUGCUUUCAGGAGCAGCGUGCCAUCCCGCUACCUUCGAAGACCUGGUUAUGCGAGAGUCUACACCGACGAGGCGGAUACCAUCUACACGGGUAGCGUUUCGAACACAAGAUGAGGAAUGGGACAAACUCUAAUGAUGUCAAUUUGCAGUGAUUUUCGGAACUGAGUCAUACGCCCCGGAGCGCAGUACCUAAUGUCAGACAUUAGUUAUCGAUAUGCUCAAUCCU
This is a messenger RNA of Paraphaeosphaeria sporulosa, 2421 nucleotides long. RefSeq lists its product as uncharacterized. The record is from RefSeq and is a predicted model, not a curated record. The transcript is spliced from 4 exons. NCBI's taxonomy places the organism in Eukaryota, Fungi, Ascomycota, Dothideomycetes, Pleosporales, Didymosphaeriaceae. Bases 45 to 2309 code for a protein of 754 amino acids.